UGAGAUCUUCGGUUCAUUGCCUCGAGUACAAAGAAAUACAACUGUUGUUUAAAAGAGUCAUGCAGCAUCACAUGUGCAGUAAUCCCAUGAGAUAUUCUGGAUUAGAAAAAAACAAAACAAGUCCAGAGAUCGGAGGAGGACAAUCAGUAAAUCAAUGAGGUUUGUUCUUCUGUCCAUUUUCAUCUUAUGAUUAAAGAUCAGUCACAGACUGGACAGAUCUAGUCAAACUGUGUCAUUUGCAUUAAACGUGUCACUCUUAGAUUUCAUGAAAGGUGACAUCACAGCGGACACAUCUGACGACAAACCAAUCGGUGUGUCCGCUUGUUAUUUCAUCACUGUUUGCCCCAUCAGUGUCAUCACAGGUGAAAGGUCAGGAAAUGUGAGUUCUCCAGUGGGCAUGUAAACAAAACCACAUCUAGCCUUGAAUAAAGUCCAUUCAGAGCAAAAAACUGGGCUCCAGGAGAAAGACGAAGCCUGACAACGUCCAGUCGACCUGAUCUCAGUCUGCAGACAUGGAUCUGCUUCACAGCUGGGGUGUGAACAUCGCUGUCCAUCUGCAAACAGAGCACGGAGACUAUAACAAUCUGUUUCAUAGGGUCUCCUCCGUGGCAGAUCUCCACACCACCUUCUUUGUGUUUUUUCCUCUUUGGUUUCAUCUGAGGAGAGAUGUGGGCAUUAAACUCAUCUGGGUGGCUGUGGUGGGAGACUGGCUGAACCUCGUCCUGAAGUGGGUGUUAUCUGGUGAGCGGCCGUACUGGUGGGUCCAUGAGACCAUGUUUUAUGGUCCUGUCAAACAUCCUGAACUGAAGCAAUUUCCCAUCACAUGUGAAACUGGACCAGGAAGCCCAUCAGGUCACGCUAUGGGCUCUGCAGGAGUCGGGUAUGUGAUGGUCACUGCGUUACUUUCCAUCGCUUCAGACAGAAAAACACCUGCUUUACACUACAGGCUUUUACAGUUGAUGCUCUGGACAUUGUUGGGUUUUGUGGAGUUAUUGGUCUGCAUGUCUAGAGUUUAUCUGGCAGCCCAUUUCCCACACCAAGUUAUCAGUGGAGUUAUGUCAGGUAUUAUUGUGGCAGAAAUCUUCUCCAGACAGCAGUGGAUCUACAGUGCCAGUUUGAAGAAAUACUUCAACAGCACUCUGUUCCUCCUGUCGUUCGCUGUGGGCUUCUAUGUUCUCCUGAAGGUUCUUGGUGUGGAUCUCCUGUGGACGCUGGAGAAAGCUCAGAAGUGGUGUGUCAAUCCAGACUGGGUCCUCAUGGACACCACACCCUUUGCCAGCCUGCUGAGAAACAUGGGCACCCUGUUUGGUCUGGGACUCGGCCUUCACUUGUCAUGCCACAGCGAAAGCAAGAGAAACAACAACAGCGCUCUCUUCAGGUCAGGAUGUAUUUGCAUUUCUUUGGUACUGCUGCAGCUCCUAGACUCUGUGACGUUUUCCUCAAACAACCAUUUACUUUUCUACUUUCUGUCAUUCUGCAAGAGCGCUGCUGCACUUGUGUUGCCCACUGCACUCGUUCCUGCUGCAAUGUCUUGGAUUUUGUAUAGAGGUAAACAUGAAAAAGACAUUUAAUGUGAUGUUCAAACUGGUGCAUCAAAAACACGCUGAAUGAUAAAUAGUUGAGGGGUGUAGUUUUGCAUUGGGACCAUUCAUGCAAAUGUUCAGUGGUUCAGUAGCACUGCUGUCAUGCACUCAGAUUUCUCCGGUUUCUACAAAACUAUUAUUCCUCCUGUUGAUAAAACUCUGCUUGAUGUUUAUAAAUGGUUUCAUUUUCUAUGUCCGUGGUUCUCCACUGGAUUUGCUUCAGGAACCAGUCUGAACAUCAGGUGGUGAGCCAACCAAAGUGCCAAAACAAUUUAUUGUACAAAUAUGCACAGCAUGUCCAUGGAAAACAUGACUGUCUUGUAAUAUAUUAAAGAAAAUCAGUCUUGUGUAACAUUAUUAGGAACCACCGUUUAUCAUCAACAGGUAGUAACAGAUAAAACUUUACAUUUUAGAAUUUAACUACUACAAUGACUUGGUUAGUUUCUCUGAUCACUGUGUUGUUAUGCCAUAAUCUUUAAAAAUAAAAUGUGUACUUACCAACAUUUUACUCCCUUAUAACACUACCAGGCUGGUGUAAUUACUGAAAUAUUACUUUAAAAUGAGUAAAACAUUUAUUAUUUCAGUAAGUACAUAUUCAAUACAGUUAUUACCAUUUUACAUUAAAAUCAACGCAAUUUACAUUGUUAUUUUUUGGUAACUGCACUGUAAUUGUCUGGAUAUUGCACAGUAAUAUAUUGUGAUAUGUGUUUUAAAAAUAAUAUUACCAUUACAUUGCCCAGUUAUUACCAAUCAGUAAAGUAAAGUACCACAUCAACAACUGAAAGUGAAAGUUUAAAAGUCUGAUUGUUUUAUUAUUCUAUCCAAUAAGCACUGUACCUUUGAAAUUGCUGUAUUUUUUCCCGUAUGUUUUUUUUUACAUUUAUUUAGCUUUUAUUCAAAACUUAUUACAAAUAAGAAAACAUCAUAUUGUUGGUAAGCAUUAUUCAUGUUCUUCCCUGAGUAUCUUGUGAAUGGUUUUAAUGAAGGCUGCUCCAUUCAUUAAAUAUAGUGUUCAUUCAGAUGAGGUGUUCAAAGGUCCUUCAGUCAUGCUCUGAACAUCAGGUAUAAUAAACACAUGUUUUGUACAUAGAUCUGCUGACUAGUCCCGUCACCAUCAUUCAUAUCAAAGCCACUUAUAGAACCUAUAGUAUUUCCCAAACUCACUAUUGUACACAAACACACAUGUAAAUUCUUCUACCAUAAACUUCUUGAGAAAUUGUAUAUGAUACAUUUUAUAUGAUGGCAUAUUAAAUCUGAUUUGUUUGCUUUUUGUUUGUUUAACCCACGCUUUUGGUCAGACUAUUCAGAUGUGUCUGAAGAUAAUGUACAGUAGAUCUUAUAAGAUUAAUACUGGAGCUAAAUAUCAGUAUUGAUUGUAUUAAAAUAGACAAUGUCUGAUACUUUUAUAAAAUACUGUCUUUUCAAAGAAAUUUGCCCCCCCCCC
This is a messenger RNA of Paramisgurnus dabryanus, 3027 nucleotides long. NCBI's taxonomy places the organism in Eukaryota, Metazoa, Chordata, Actinopteri, Cypriniformes, Cobitidae. The record is from RefSeq and is a predicted model, not a curated record.